CUCAUCUGCCUUCCCCAUGACUCACACAUCUCAGGCGCUCCUCCUCUGGUCAACAAGUCCGGAGACCUGGCAAGUGGACUCCCCUUUUUCUCACCUCUCCAAAGCCUCUGGGGAGAAUCCCUGCACCUCCUCUUCAUGGGGACUCUACCCUUCUACAGAAGAGCCACCAAGGCCUUGAGAGGGAAAGCAACUCUUCUAAAGUCACACAGCAAGCAAGCAGCACAGCCAGGGUGGGAGCCAGGCACAGCACCGCACCCAGUCCCUACCUCCUCCCCACAAGAUCACCCUCACCCGGCCUCCCACUCAAGGACAGGCGAGGAGCAAAGACGCACUCUGAGCCUUAUUAGGAAGACCUCAGGGACUCCCACUGAAUCCACUGCGGCUACAGCAGCUGCUUUCACCACUAACGGCCCCUCCAGGCUUCUCUGGGCAGCCAGGGCUGGGUUUAAGAGAAGGAUAGGUGUCUGCAUUGCUCUACCUACCUAAUGCGGCUGUGCAGGGUGAAGAGGGCUGCUCUGUGGGAUGGCCCUGGGACCUAUGAA
This is a messenger RNA of Callithrix jacchus (white-tufted-ear marmoset), 542 nucleotides long. RefSeq lists its product as uncharacterized. The record is from RefSeq and is a predicted model, not a curated record. Lineage: Eukaryota; Metazoa; Chordata; Mammalia; Primates; Cebidae.